This is a messenger RNA of Xylaria bambusicola, 1586 nucleotides long. RefSeq names its product carbamoylphosphate synthase large subunit. The record is from RefSeq and is a predicted model, not a curated record. Bases 1 to 1533 code for a protein of 510 amino acids. Gene Ontology annotation, molecular function: metal ion binding; ATP binding. The transcript has a single exon. Lineage: Eukaryota; Fungi; Ascomycota; Sordariomycetes; Xylariales; Xylariaceae.
AUGGAAAUCCAGAGCGAAACAGCCAGAUGUUUCAGCUUAGUCUUUCUAAGCCUUGUAAAUUUGCCAAUAUCCCUUGUUAUCUUAUGUAUCUCGACGCUGAGGAAUCUCAUCUCAUCGAGUUUCAAGAUGCCUCACGAUGGUACCCAAGAUGGAUGUUCACGGAGAACAGUUCUUGUUACGGGAGUGGGAAUGGCAAAAGGGCUGACAUUGGCUCGCGCAUUCUACCUAUCCAGACAUCAAGUCAUAGGCGCCGACUUCGAAGAUCACUUCAUCCCCUGUUCUGGCCGUUUCUCUAAAAGCUUAUCGCGUUUCUACAAACUACCAAGACUAGACAGCCCAGGAUAUACAAGGAAAUAUAUCGAUCGCUUGAUGCAGAUCAUCAAAGAUAAUGAGAUUGAUCUCUGGGUGUCGUGCUCGGGUGUUGCUAGUGCGAUGGAGGAUGCGCAAGCUAAGGAAGAAGUCGAAUUCCGCACUUUAUGCAAAUGCAUUCAAUUCGACGUGGCUACUACAUCAAUGCUUCACGAAAAACAUAAUUUCAUGCGUGCUUGUUCGGAAAGACGGCUACCGGUCCCGGAAACACACGAGGUCGCCUCGAAAGAUGAGAUCUUGAAAAUACUCUCAUAUUCAGCGCUACAAUAUCCGGAUAGAAAGUAUAUCCUGAAACCCGUUGGAAUGGACGAUGUCAAUAGAGGGGAUAUGACUCUUCUGCCGCUCCCUUCCAAGGCCGCGACUGUCGAGCACGUGUCCCGGCUUUUCGUCUCCUCUUCGACACCGUGGAUUUUACAGCAAUUUAUCCCGGGCGGCGAAGAGUACUGUACGCAUGCACUUGUGGUGCACGGGAAAUUGAGAUGUUUUGUUGCGUGUCCAAGCGCUGAGCUUCUCAUGCACUACACACCACUCCCCCAAGACGACAUGCUUUGGCAGGACAUGCGGGACUUCACUAUGAAGUUUCUGGAACGCUCCUCCAAUGCAGGAAAUAUGACGGGACAUAUGAGUUUUGACUUCAUGGUUGAUUCUGCAGUUGGAAAAGGAAAUGAGAUUGGAUCCAAGACACUCUAUCCCAUCGAGUGCAACCCGCGUGCCCACACAGCUGUUGUCCUGUUUGCGCAGCAGGGCCCAGAGAUGAGAGACAUGGUUCGAGCGUAUAUCUCUGCGAUCGAAGGGCCUGGAGACGCAUCAUCUGAUGGAAAGAUCCUCAAUGGUCAAAAUCCAGGCAGCGAGAAACUCUUAGUAAUGCCUCCUAAUAACACGGUGUCACGAUAUUGGAUUGGGCAUGACAUUGUUUCUCUGUUAGUCCACCCAACUCUACGCCUCAUCGCGGGCUCGGUGGACUUCAUGGAUAUCUUCAAUUCGAGUUUUAUAUUUUUAGAACAUCUAUUCGCAUGGGAAGAUGGGAGCUUUCAAGCUUGGGAUCCUUUGCCAGCUUUCGUCCUCUAUCAUAUUUAUUGGCCUCUAACUAUUUUGGCGGCGUGGUGGCAAGGACAUCGUUGGAGUAGGAUUAAUGUGAGUACGACUAAGAUUUUCGCUUGUUGAGCGAGUUACGCUCUUAAUGGCUUGUAAGAUAUCUAUCAUAAUUGUCAUAAAGC